AUGAAAGUUCUACUAGCUUUGUGCACCGUCGGUUACUUGGUCACCGUUUCUGCCAGUAAUUUCUCAUCCGUCGAAAAGCAGAAGAUAGUUCAAGGCUACACCGCGUCCCACGGCCAGUUCCCCUUUCAAGCGCACAUGAAGCGUCGCGGCUGGUCCAAGAGCUGGUUCCCGAGCUUCCUCGUCGGCUGGAUACCCACCUGGUUCGCCUCGGACUUCUUCUGCGGCGCCUCGAUCAUAAACCAGCGCUACCUGCUCACCGCGGCUCACUGCAUCUUCGAGAACGUUAAUUUGAAUGAAUUGCGACAGCGUAUUUUUAUCUGUUUAUUUGUUUUUUCGUACUCUUGUCGGGAGAACAGCGAGCAGUGGCAACAGACCGACGUCGUGGUGGGCACGAACCUCGUCGGCCAGGCCAACGCGACCAUCUACCAAGUGGACAGGUUCAUCAUUCACGGCGAUUUCAUCAGUCUGGAUACCAGCCGAUGGGACCGCGGCAUCAACGAUAUCGCUCUGGUGCGAGUGACGAAGGACAUCGUCUACAACGAGUACGUGCAGCCGAUCAGGCUGGCGGCCAAGGAUCACAAGCUGCACGAGGGCUCGAUCGUCACGAUAACAGGCUGGGGCAAACUGAGCAAUACGUACGAGGGCUCGGCGAAGAGUCUGCAGAUGAUAUCGAGGAAGGUGUCGAAUUUUCGCGAAUGCAAGAAGCAGUGGAUGUACAUGCACGAGAUACCCCUCGACGACGGCAUAUUGUGCACCGUCGACAUACUGCCGACCGACCAAGGUGGCAUAUGCAAGGGCGACUCGGGCAGUCCGCUGGUCGACGAGAACGGCAUACAGGUGGGCAUCGCCACGAUAAGCGACGGCUGCGGCCUGACGCACAUCGUGCCCGAGGGCUACACCAAGGUGUCGCACUACGCCGACUGGAUCGAGGCCUGUCUGAAGCGCGACGAGGGCAGAAACUUGAUACUCGUCGCCAAUUGA
Molecule: messenger RNA, 981 nt
Organism: Trichogramma pretiosum
Lineage: Eukaryota; Metazoa; Arthropoda; Insecta; Hymenoptera; Trichogrammatidae
Product: chymotrypsin-1-like
Exons: 6
Coding region: 1-981 (326 amino acids)
Biological process (GO): proteolysis
Molecular function (GO): serine-type endopeptidase activity
Source: RefSeq, a predicted model, not a curated record